Molecule: messenger RNA, 2096 nt
Organism: Photinus pyralis (common eastern firefly)
Lineage: Eukaryota; Metazoa; Arthropoda; Insecta; Coleoptera; Lampyridae
Product: coiled-coil domain-containing protein 47
Exons: 2
Coding region: 449-1834 (461 amino acids)
Biological process (GO): endoplasmic reticulum calcium ion homeostasis
Cellular component (GO): endoplasmic reticulum
Molecular function (GO): calcium ion binding
Source: RefSeq, a predicted model, not a curated record
CAAGCAUGGAGAGACACUUCUUGCAAGUGAAGCCGCCAACAAUCUUAGAGCGCGUCCACCACAGAUGCUGAAGCGACGCCUUUUGUAUAUGAGAAGAUGCCAACAAGCGCAGAGCGACGCUACUUCGACGUGAAGCCGCCUACAGACUUAGAGAAGACGCCAACCGACGCUUCUUGCAGACGUUGAAAACGCCAUAAUAAACUCGGUGCGACGCUUCUUGCAGAUACGAAGAACGUCUUCAAGCUCGGAGAGAUCUCGAAAGUGUAUGGAACACACAGUUUUUCAAAUUUUGUAUUCACUUUUGGAUGUGGCACCAUGUAUAUAGUACACGUUCUAUGUUAGAUUGGCAACACUGGUUUCCCCUCCCCAUUCGAUUUUUACAUAACCAAACUUUUCUCUUCUCGAUUCAUUGCUAAAGUUGUAAUUAUUUUAAUUUAUACGUACUGCAAUGAAGAUAUUAUUAUUUGGUAUUUGCUUUGUAUGUUUCAUAUCUACACUUAGCGCUUCAAAUUAUGGCGACCUGACCGAUAAUGAGUUCGCUGAAUUUGAGGACUUCGAAGCCGAAGAUGACGUUUUUACUAGCGACGAUGGCCAGAAAAGCGUAAAGGAGUCGUCGGCCGAAGAUGGUUUCGUCGAGGAGGACGACGAGCAGGACGCUAUUGUCGAGGACGAAUCCGAAUUUGAACAUUUUCAAGAUUCUGAGGAGUUCGAAGGUUUCGCCGACGCGAAGGACGAGAAACCGGCGUCCGAACCGAAAAUAACCAUUACUAAAGUUCCCAUACACUUUCGGGCGAAUUGGGACAGCUACUGGUUGGAGAUUUUAAUGAUCGCCGGAUUGGUUGUGUAUUUUUUGAAUUUCGCAACUGGAAAGAGUAAGAAUACGAAGAUCGCCAACGUGUGGUUUCAAACACAUAAAACACUUCUCGAAGAAAAUUUCUCCUUAGUCGGGGACGACACCACCAUCGAAAACAAGGAGGGCGGAGCCUUAAUUAAAGAAAGCGAAAAUAUAUUCACACUGUGGUGUAGUGGUCGAGUGUGUUGCGAAGGGAUGCUAGUCGAGCUCAAGUUGAUAAAGCGCCAGGACUUGGUAGCGGUCAUUGCGGGAAUGAUGAGACCUACCUUGGAUCAGAUACACGUGAAAGUUAUAAUGAAUAAGGAGGAUAUGGAUAGUUUCGUCUUCUGUGUCGCAUCGAAAAAGGUAUCCUUGCAUUUCUCUAAGGAAAUGGCAGACAUUAGCAUGUAUUGCCCUGAGAGGCGCCCCGGUGAAAAACAAAAUAUACCGAGUAAUUUCAGUAUAAUGAGCGAAAUACCCGAGACAACCUCUGCACUGUUAGAUUCCAAAGUGACCACAGUACUUAAUAAAUACGCCGAGUACGUAGAAUACAUUCACUUUUCUGAUCAGUACACAGGAGUAAAGCAAGCCGACGAUACUGGCGCGUUAAAGCUACCCGACACUCAGAAGGUGUUGCUCUUCGGAUUUAAUGUCCCGGCAAAAGGCGCGGGAACGACUGAAACGAUGGAGCAACUAAAACCGCUCAUGACAAUGGUGUUGUACUGUAUCGACAAGAUCAAGCGUUACCGUCUAUCAAAGGAAGGCAAGGCAAAGGCUGAAAAGAACCGUCAACGAGUCGAAGAGGCAUUUUUAAAAUCGACGCACGUCGCUCGCGCCGAGGCGGCCGCGGCACGUCGUGAGGAGCGCAGGCGAUUGGAAAAGGAGAAGGUAAUGGCGGAUUCCGACCCCGAGAAGCAGAGACGCUGGGAGGAAAAGGAGCAAAAGCGUCAGGCGAAGAAACGCGCGCCUAAAAUGAAACAGCUCAAAGUGAAAGCUCUGUGAAGGAUUGUACAGGGUGUUUGUAAAACGUCAUCAUUUUUUUUGUUACAUUGUUGUUAAUUAUAGUAAUCAUUCUUUGCCUUACUUAAUGUUACAUGUUUUUUCGGAUUUUUGUUCUUUAUCGUUUUGAAUUUUUGGGAGCGCUAAUGUGAUACUAAUUAACCAAAAAGAUAAAUGGAAUCGGAGCAAAAGUUCAAAGACUAUUUAACAUACAAACUAAGGCGACGUUUUAGUUGUGUACCCAAUAUAGAUAGUUAUAAAUUAA